Trichoderma reesei QM6a is the source of this 2855-nucleotide messenger RNA. Its product is annotated as proteinase inhibitor. The coding region runs from base 69 to 2750 and encodes 893 amino acids. Lineage: Eukaryota; Fungi; Ascomycota; Sordariomycetes; Hypocreales; Hypocreaceae. The record is from RefSeq and is a predicted model, not a curated record. The transcript has 4 exons.
CAACACUCCUUCACAUUCUUUCGUUUCACUUUGGUUGCUUUGUCCUUCUUUCGUUCGUUCACACCAACAUGUCGCGGUCUCUUCGCCGCGGCCUCCUAACGGCGGCAGCCGUUUGGGCGGUAUCGGCGGCGGCCGGCAACGAGUGGGAUCGUAAUCACGACGAUGACCGCAAGUGGCUGGCCUCGACCGUUGUCGUCACCAGCACUGUCUUGGUCGACUUGAAGGACGUCGACCUGAAGUGCCAGCGGGGAGAGAUCGUCUGCGGUCCCACCCCUCCGCCUUUCCCCGACCCGAAGCCCUGCCACGAGUGCGAGGACAAGUGGCACACCCAAGACGGCAGCAAGGAAGGGUAUAACAACCAAGGCUGGGGCGCGGACGCCGGAAACAAGGAUCCCGCAAGCCAGGGCCAAGGAAACAAUGAGGCGUGGCAAGAGGAUCCGUACCACGGCCAGUGGCAGGGUUGCUCCCACGACAACCAUUGCCCGCAAAACUGCAACUGCAGCCCCAAGGCCAUCUGCGAGAACACCUCGGGAGGCCACCAGUGCAAGAGCAGCACUGACUGCGAGGAUGGCAACAUGUGCAACUCCUACGGCUGGUGUCAGCCCAUUCCCGGCCCCCGAUGCCACGAGAAGGCUUGUGAGAUCAAGGCCGGAUCCAACUGCAACGACAACAAGGACUGCUCCCAUGGCGAAAUCUGCAACCACCACGGCUUCUGCCAGAAGGUUGUCUUCCCCGACUGCGAGAACAACUGGGACUGCGAGCGCGGCCAGAUUUGCACCCACAGGGGCAUCUGCAAGACUAUCGACCAGGACCAAUGCACGUGCGAUACCGACUGCGGUGACGGCCAGAUCUGCAACUCCCAGAGAAUCUGCGAGGACGUCGUCUGCCCCAAGUGCCAGCUGGAGAACGAGUGUGAGCAUGAGGAAUCAUGCCACGAGGGAUUCUGCAAGCCCAAGGAGAACAAAUGCGAGGACAAGCACGACUGCAACGACGGCGAGAUCUGUGACUGGGAGGGCAAGUGUCGCCGAGGCGAUCACCUCAAGUGCAAGGUCGACUCUGAAUGCAAGUCUGGACAGACCUGUGAUAUCCACGGCAGAUGCCAGCACCGCGCCAAGGGCGAGGGCUGCGGAUCUGACGAAGACUGCGACUCCAAGGAAUUCUGCAAUGCUUAUGGAUACUGCGAAAAGGACCACAAGGGCUGGGGCGACUAUGAGGGCCAUGGAGACAAGGACCAUGGCGAGAAGGACCCUGAGCAGCAGUGGUGCGGCGGUGAUGACCAGUGCCUCCCCGGCGAGUUCUGCUCUGAUAACAGGUGUGUUGGUCGCCUUGAUUGCCGCAGGGACAGGGAUUGCCGCGACGGAGAAGUCUGCGAGCAGAGCCUCUGUGUCAACCGAAGAUUCUGCACGUCCGAUGGGCAGUGCAACACUGGCGAGCAAUGCAGACAGGGCGAGUGCCGCCGCAGGAACACCGACUGCCGCUUCGACUUUGAGUGCUCUGGAGAUGAGCGCUGCUCAUCCGCUGGCAUUUGCGAGGCGACGAGGACUUGCUUGAUCGGCACUGAGUGCGAGACCAAUGAGCUCUGCAUCCUCGGCGAAUGCUUGACCACGUGUGUUGCGCAGACUGAUUGCGAACUCGGCGAAACUUGCGACAGCGGCCUCUGCCUCAGGAGGAGAUUCUGCACCGGCACCGACUGCGAGGGCGGCGUCUGCCUCAGGAGACGAUUCUGCUUGGGCACAGGCGCGGGUUUCUGCGGACUCGGAGAGGUCUGCUUCAACAACUUCUGCCAGGCACCAACGAACCCGACUUGCACGUUUGAUGUCGAAUGUGGAACCGGCCAGAUCUGCGAGGGCAACGUGUGCGUUGCACAGAGGACUUGCUUGCUCAACACCGACUGCCUGACUGGUGAGCUUUGUAGCACCGGCGUUUGCUUGACGGCGUGCGACGACCAAUUGGACUGCGAUGGCAACGAGACCUGCAACGGCAGCGUCUGCCUCAGGAAGAGAUACUGCACAGGCACGGGUCAAUGUGGAAUCGGCCAACUUUGCCAGGACAACUUCUGCGAGCCGCUGUGUGGCGUUGACGUUUCCCCCGGAAACACCUGCGCCGACGGAUUCGCGUGGGCGCACUACAAGCUUGCCCGAUCAGCCGAUGACAGCACCACGACCCCGGGCACGAUCCCCAUCCAUCCUGCUGAUGUCGUUUCGGCGGAGACGUGGCCUGUCCUGCAGUUCGCGCCCAACGUUGCCCUUUCGGGCCAGACUCCCGAUUUCACUGGCACGACGGCGUUUACUGGCCUCCUCCAGUCUUGCCCCCCUGAGCUCGGCAAUGUCUACGGCACCGAGACGCCAGCCGUCGACUACACCAUCGUCCAGCAGAUUGGUUGGUUUGUCCCCGCGAUAGCCGGUACUUAUACAUUCACGGCCCCCGCCGCGACCCUCGACCAGUCCGUCUACGUCUGGCUCGGUGCCAAUGCUGUUGCGGGCUACACCAACACCAACGCGGACCUCGUUGCCGACGCAAACUGGCUUUCCGGAUCCAACCUCGACUUGGAGGUGGUGUCCGCGGCUCAGGUCGGCACGUACAUCCCGAUCCGUAUCCUGUGGGUCAACGCCCAGGACUGUGGUCAGUUCGAUCUCACCAUCACGGACCCUAACGGAGCCGUCCUUGUCUCGCGGGGCCAGGCGACAACCGAUGGGGAGUUCGUCACCGGCUGUACGCCUUCGGCCGACAUCCCGGCCAUCAACUUCUAAGCCGGUGAGCCUGACUGGCAACGUUAUAAGGCGGCGAGGGCGAUGCUGGCCAAGACCUCGGCGGCAUCGCCUCGGGCGGUAGAGUGAACACUUCCGUCGUCUUCG